AUGAAUGGAAAAGCUGUGCUUUAUUGUGAUGCAUCAUCCAUAGGACUUGGGGUAGUUUUGCUCAUUGGUGGAGUAGUUGUUAAAGAUGCAGCAUGGCUACGGCCAGCAAGUGACACACACCAUAUCAAUAUAAGUGAACUGGAUUCGAUACUUCGAGGACUAAACUUAGCUAGUAAGUGGGACAUAAAAGAGUUAACAGAAGUGGCAAAAGGUAUCCAGAUUGUAGUACAAUGGAUUCCAUCCGAAAUAAAUUUGGCUGAUCGACUCUCACGAAUCCCUCAAAAAAGGUGCAGAACAGUGUGUGCAGUUGGAUUACCUGAACAAAAAGACAUAUGGAAAAUUCAUUCGAUUGGUCACUUUGGUGUCGCUCGAACAUUACAACUUUGCUUGCGAAAUAACCAGUAUGUAUCACGUAAGGAGGUUUCAGCAGUAAUAGCAAAUUGUAACCAGUGCAACUCCAUCGAUCCUUACUCUGUACAGUGGAAGAAUGGUCAACUAAGCGUAGAAAAAAAUUGGAAUCGGUUUGCCAUUGACCUGACACAUGUAGGUGCUGAACUGUACUUAUCGAUGAUUGAUUGUGGUCCAUCACGAUAUACAAUAUGGCGUAAACUAACAACUAAAACAGCUGCUGAAGUUGUUGGUAAACUUGAAGAAAUAUUCUCUUUAUUUGGACCGCCGGUAUGUCUUCUAAUGGACAACGAAUUUCGGUUCAACACGUUAACAAGCUUUGCUGAAGAACGGAAUGUUAAUUUGGAAUAUCGAGCAGCACAUCGAGCUCAAGGUAAUAUUUUACAUUAA
Molecule: messenger RNA, 798 nt
Organism: Hydra vulgaris (swiftwater hydra)
Lineage: Eukaryota; Metazoa; Cnidaria; Hydrozoa; Anthoathecata; Hydridae
Source: RefSeq, a predicted model, not a curated record